AAAAAAAGGAAUGUAAAAAUCACCGAAGAAGGGACGCUCAACACAACAACGCGCACAUAAGCCAAAUCCCCUCAACCAUACUUUCGUCAAGCUAAUUUUAAAAGCGCUAAACCACAGAAGAUAUAAUAACACAAAGCGGCUGAAAAAACGACACAUCAAAAGGAAAGACGCACCCAGAUGGACAGAACACGCCGAAGAGGCAUGAUCGCCAAUGCAAAUUAAAGAAGUGCGCGCGCGACACCUUCGCCGCCGCCAGUUAUAUCUGCGUACAAACAAAACUAUACAAUUAAUCAAUUCAUAAUUUAACUACAGAAUUGACAAACAGUGAAAAAAUUACAACAAAGUCUAACGACACGCCGCUAGCGGGCAAUUAAAGCAGACACAUGUCAAUAGAGACGAAGCGGAAGCCAACAAGACAAGCGGCAAGUGAGCGCAGCAUGCGAUAAAUGGGCGAGCAGAUAUCUCGUGAAACGGCGCGAUACUUACAACAAAGUAGCCGACAAGCAAUAACAGCAACAACAAAUUAUAGCAUGACUUGUGAAAACAGCAACGGCUAGCUUGCUCGAACCAAAAGAUAUGUGUAUAUGCCUAGCACACUAUAGAAAAUAAAGCACAAAGCAUCAUCAGUGCGUCGACUCAUCAACGGCACACACACACAACCUAUCGUGGGAACUUUUCAUGAAACGCUGGACUUCGUAACGCUAAACAGUUGAGCGCAUUGUACUAAAGCGCUGCGUGCGGAGUGUGAGAGAGCGCGCCUAAAUUUAUAGUAACUCAAUGUGCUCAGCGCGCUCGUGAGGCAAAAAUUGUACGCAGAAAUCACGACACAACACCAAAGCAGUGCGCUUAAUUGAGCAUUGUUGAGCGCAAGUGAUACAGCGCUUUGUGUAUGUUGGGCGCGAAUGUGAGCGCGAUCGUUGCCACAGCCACCCACUUGCGCGCUCAGCUGUUUGCUUGCCAUAACGUUGGCGAUCAAUAGUGGCGCUCACGUUAAUAAUACGAAGAACGCGCCGCUCGCGUAUUUCGCGUAUGCUUUUGGAUAUAUUACAUGGCUAGCGCGCAGCGAGCGCUCUACAGUUUUGCUUGAAACGUUUUGGAGUGAAGAUCGUUGAAGUUGUAAAGUGCGAAGAAAUUCGAAAACGGUCAAAUGCGAAACAGACGAUUCGCAAAAGAAAAAAUAUAAAAACAAAAACAAAAUUGUUACAUGUGAAACUGAAUGCUGAGUAAAUGUAUAACGCUUAGCAGCGCUCAGUUAGAAGCGUUAAAUUUUGUCCAUAAUUUUUUAAGUGUAUGCCAUAAACGCAAGCUGCAAGUUGAGUGCAAGUUUGCCAAACAAAAGCCAACGUACAGCCAACUGGAAUUGUGAAACAAUCAAUUUGUGUUUUGUUAAACAAAAAAUGUGUGAAAUUUUGUUUAAAAAUUCGGCAAUCUUGUGGCGUGUGUAGACUACAGAAAUACAAUAAAAAAAGAAAAGAAAAAUAAAAACUUCAGCGCUCGUACUAACAAUAAGCGUUCGCAACGCAGCAGUAAGCAAAAAGCGCAAAGCACAACCACAGCAAACUGGUAAUAAAGUGAACGCGCCUGUGAAUUGUGCAUAAAUUUGAAAACAAGUAAACGGCGAAGCAAAAGAAAAACGUUUUUUGUUUUAGUUAGUUGGAAGUUGUAUGAAAUCCCCGCGAGCCAACAGUCAAAGUGAGGUUAAGUGUGGCGCGCAAUUAAAGUUGAAAAAAUAAAUUUAAAUAAAUAUGUACAAAAAUAUACUAAAUAUACAUAUAUAUGUAUAGUUGUUAUAUGUAAAUUGUAAAUAUAUAUAUAUAUAAAAAAACAGACGCGUACGCGCUAGACAGUGAGGAACAUUCAGUACUAACGCGCGAUUAUUAAACUGUAACAUUUGACAAGAAAAAGCGUAAAGCAGCAAAGCAAUUGUGUAGUUGUUGGCGGCUGAAAACUUUCCGCCAUCAAAGUAAAAAAGAAUUAAAGUGAAGAAAGUGUACGCGCAACGCCCGCGCGCCAGUCGACAGACAAAGCAGUUCAAAGGGAGCGGCAAGGCGUGAAAAUUCGCGCAGCUAAAAACCGCAGUGUGAAAAAGUACAAAAAAAUAGAAACCGAGUGUGAAGCUGCUAAAGUUAAAAAAAUAAAAAAGAUAAAACAAGAAAUUAACGAUUUGGCCACUUGUGCGUAAUGAGCGCCACACCCCUGCACGCCAAGCUGACAAGUGCUGACUAAGCGCUUAAGUUGAAAAACAAAAAAAAAAACAUUAAAAGUGUUAACUAGUGUAACGCGCAACAGUUGAGAACGCAGAACGCGCGUUCGCACGCUUUGUUUUUAUAAACACCAUUUUUGUUGUUACACAAACGUGUACCAAUGCCGCGUCAGCUGUUUACGCAUAGAAGAUUUACAAGUAAAACAUUAAAACAACAGCAGCAACAACAACAAAAACAAAACGAAAACAGUGCAUUAGUGUCUGAAAGUGAACAUUUUUUGUGCAGCUGAGUAACCAUUUGAGUGCGUUAAAUCCCGCAGCGCAUGCUAAACGCUUACACCACCCGCUCCUACAACAAAUAAUGGCCAUAGAUUUUCUAAUACUCGCGCUAUUGCUAUUCUCGUUCGUCAUCAAUUUGCUGGCUUUGGGCGCAUUCUGGGUAACGCCCGGCCUGCGCACCACUGCCAAUCGCUUUACCAUCAAUUUGCUGGUGAUUAAUUUGAUCGGCUGCCUCAUAUUGGCGCCCACACUCUUCCUCAGCCAAGCAACGCGUCGCGUCGCCAACGAGGAUGCCGCCGCUAAUGCGUCCACAUUGUCUCUUUCGGCGACCGCGAGCGAUGAUCGCAUUGAGAUACUCGCCAAACCGGGUAAUCGUCAGAUGACCAUCAAGCAUAACGGUAAAUUGGUGGAACAGGAAGGCGUUAUUGUGCGGCGCAAUUUGACGAGCGCACAGGAUGCGCGCACCAUCGAAACGAUUUACAAGUGCAAUUCAACCUACUGUCAGGAGUUGACAAUCGACGAAGGCACCGACACAAUUGUCAUCACCGAAAUCGAGGAGGCGAAUCAUCAUGCUGAGUCGGCAAGUGCAGCGCCUGUUGAUGUGGUCGCCGCGUUGCUGCCGCAUCCACACAUACGCUGUUGGUCCAUUGAUAUGGCGGCCGCUUUGGGCGCGCUUGGCGUGCUACUUGUCGUCGGCGAUACGUGGUGCGCCGUCACCGAUCCGCUGCGCUAUCACACGCGCAUAUCCAGCUUGAAGACAUGGAUAUUCAUUGCGCUCACGUGGGUGGUUGGUUUGUUGUUUGGAGCCUUAUCGGCCUUUCGUGAAAUCGACUUUACCACCAAAACUGUGCUGCACGACCAGCAGGGCUUUGCAGAGUUGAGUUUGAGCUCAGCGAAUAGCAUUUUUGGCAUCACUUUCGCCUGCCUUUACUUCGUCAUCAUCAUAUUGUUGCCGUUCGGCUUCGUUUGUGGCAUGUAUUGGCGCAUAUUUAGUGAAGCGCGUGAGAAUGGCUUACGCAUGCGUCAGAAUGGUUCGUCGCCGUUGUUGCAGAGCGCUCUCAAUUUAACACACCAUCAACAAAGUUCAUCGUUACAGUAUACUAAUAUGUGCGCGCACCGCAACUCCGUCUCUUCGGCGUCAUCGAAUGGCGGUGGCAGCGCUUGUGACCGCGGCGGCUUGCAUAUGCAGAUUGAUCAUCGUAAAAGUUCGCCAGUGUGUGCGCGUCGUGAUUCCGCCGCUAAAGUGCUAUUGCCCACCAUCUCCGAUGAUGGUUUGUCUGAUGAGGCAGUACAACUCGAAUCCGGCGAUUACAACGUCGAACCGUUAGUGCCACUCGCACAACAACCCAACUACGCGGAUCGCAAUCAAAAUAUAUUGCUCACACUACAGACGGCAAGUGGAGAAAUCAAGCGUAAUUAUUCGGCGCGCCAGCUGCCGCUACUCGGCACAUCGUCGCAGGAUUUGCUGGAAACCAAUCGGCUGCAAGGCGUGCGUCAAGUGCACUCAUCACCUAAUCUGCACAAGUACACGCAAGAUGCGCUCGAGUCCAGCUGCUCGCCGCACCUGCUGGGGCAUGCGCAGCUGCAUCCACAACACGCCGCCUCUAGUAACAGCACCACCGGCAUACGCCAACAACAUUUCGUGUCGCCCAAUGCGCAUAAUCGCCAGCACUCGCAUGUGCUGCAAAUACCUUGCCUGCCGCAUAGCUCACCGAAAGCGCUUAGUUACAUGUCAACGCUGCGCCAUCGCCUAUCGAACGCCUCAUCGCUCUUCAAGUAUCGCGAAGAAUCGCGGACAGUACGCAUCAGUAUUUUAGUGAUUAUCAUGUUCCUGGUGUCAUAUUUGCCGUACGGCUUCUUAGUGCUACUGCAAAGUCGUCUGCCCAGCGCCAACUUUGAACAUUCCACACAGCUUGCCAUCUUCAUGCUGCUCCUCGGCAACCUAACAUCACCCUUCAUAUUUGCGUAUCGCAACAAACGCGUACGCCGCGGCGUUAAGCGCCUCUUCGGUUUGGAAGCCAGCACACGCGAACGUUCGCUACAGCGUCAGAGCAGCUCCAGCGGACGUGGCAGUGGUUUUCUCAAUCGUCAUUGCGCCGGCACACGCAACAGCGCCAACAUUCGACGCAACAUCAGCAAAGUGUCCACAUAUUCGCUGAACUCCUGCAAAUUCCUAACUCCACAGAAUUCACUCAGCAGCGCCGUUGUGCCACCAGCACAGGCGGCAGCCGCCAACCGUCACAGCAGUCCCGCGCGCAUACAUGGCCUGCGCCCAAACAGCAGUUGCAGUACGAUCAUCAAUUUCGGUGCGCCACCAGCCAAAGAGCAGGUGUUGCCGACGGCGCAACAGGUACAGCAGCAGCAGCAAGCGACAGCAGUAGAGGCUAUACAAAAGACUGCAACCAAGUCGUGUGACACACCAACCGCGCUCAAAGCAACCUUCAUCUUGAAUAUGAAUAGCAAUUCACCGAAUGGCACCGCGCGCAUUACCGAAGCGCUGCCAGCGGCGAAUGGCAAAUUCGCGCCCAAGCGCAGUCUCUUCAAGAUCUUCUUUCAAAGUUCAAAGAAUCUGGGCUGCGCUUCGGCGCAAUCAUGCGCUCAGAGCAAAGAUGCUGAAGUGGAACCAGCCGAGGUAUGAGUUGUGCAACAGCAAGACAGCCUUGGCAGAAGGCCUAGUGAAAGUCUAAGGUACAGCGUGCCAGCACAGAUGCUCGUGUCAAUCAUCAGCUUAGCUGCUGUGGCUACGUACCAAGCCGUUAUUGAGAGGCACAUACAAUGGUCUACGCAACGCAGACACGUAUGUGCAGUCCAUAAACAGCCGGCAGCUGACAAAGCAGUAAUUCAAGUGCUACAGCAAUCCGCAAACGGGCAACGACAUAGUCGUCAUGUCACCACCACAGAGGCAGCAGCAACAACAAAUGGCAGCGAAGCGGUAAGCGCAUUGCAGUUCAACAAGCAGCAACCAGUCAGUAUUGAGUAUAUACAUACAUGAUAUAUGUUCUUUUAUGAGCUAAUAGAUUCUAAACAUGCUAGCGGUAGUUUGAAAAAAUUCUUUAUUGAAACCACACGCUUUGCUAGUGGGCGUUUAAGCUGCCGCGCGCACAGCAGCUAAAUUUAUAGUAAGCUUUCAAAAAUAGUUGUGUAUGUGUGUAUAGUUUGUUUUAUUCAAAAAUUAAAUAAAAUGAAAAGCUUCAGCAAACAACAAAAGAAGUGAAAAUGUGUAAUAAAUUAUGAUUUUUUACAAAUAAGAAAGUCAGCUUAUGCAGUUUACACACUUUCAAAUGCAGAAAAGGUAAACAAAAAAUAAGCAAAGCAUGAAAUCUUAGAAAUUUUUUAGCUAAUUUGUACCUAAAAUGUAACUAAUUUUUUUUUAAAUUUGCACUGAAAAUGACUUAAAGAAGAAAACAGAUUUUAGUUUGUACCGAAUUUGUAUCUAAUUUGUAACCAAUUUGUAUCGACUUUCGUUAACAAAUUUUUUUCUUUUUUUUUACCAAAACAUUUUUAAAUUCUCAAACCUUGUUCUCGUAUGAUUUUACUAAUUGUUCGCACCAUGACUACCUAGAAAACAAAAGUCGAGCGAAAAUUUUAUUUUAAAACAGAAGAAAGGCGUUGCUAUAAAUUUACUUAUUUAUAAACGCUUAUUUGUAUAUUUUUUUGCCUUAUUUGUACAAGUGAAAGUGACCUAGAAAAUUGGAAAAACAAAAGAAUUAGCAAAAAUAUAUACAAACACAAAUCAAAUAUGAGCUAAAAGCACUUAAAUUAUAGCUGAGACCAUAGAAUUUAUUUAAAAUGUAAAUAAUGUCAAAUUAUAUAAGUCAUUUUGAAUGGCCAAAACAAAACCUAAGUCAAUAUGUAUAUAGCGAGAAAUUGAAAAAAAUUAACGACUUAAGCUUUUAACUAGUAAAAAUCUUUAGAAAAAAAUAUUUGACAAGCGUAAAAGUUAGAAUAUAAUAUGUGUAUGUAUAAUAAGAUUAUAUAUAUGUAAAUAUAUAUAGGAACGGAAAAUGCAGCAGAACACAUACAAGCAUAUUUAUAUACUGAUGUAUAUAUAUACACAAACAUAAAGCCGUUUAAUUUAUACAUUUGCAUAUUUUGCGCCACUGUAAAGCUGUGAAAAUCUAGAAAUGAUGAAAAAAGUAGUUCACGCCUGAUUUCCAACUGAUUAAACACUAUUAUGCAAUUGAAUUCAAUUGAACUUUCCAUUUGAUGUAACAGGAAAAGCUUUAAUUACACUAUAGCAUUCUAAUAUUCGUAGCUAAUUAAUAUUUAUGUAUAUAAUUAAAUGUUAUCUAAUAAAAUUAUAUAUGUAAUCGUGUAUGUACAUAUAGAAAAAAGAAAAGAACUUUCACACACAAGCAAAGAAUAUAAGCAAAUAGAAAAUAAUGGAUACAGCCAAAGUAGAUUGUAAUUGUAUAGAAAACAAAAAAACAGCGAAAAUAAGUAUCAAAAAGAAAAUUAAAAGUAAAUGUACAAGCCAUAAAUUAACCAAAUUCUAUUAAAAAUCGAAAUCUGCUUGAAAUUAAAAUUUUCACCAUAAAUUUGUGGUUCAUAAAAAUAAAAACCAUUUAUACAAAACAAAAAAAAGGAAACAAAAGAAAGACUAAAAUUUAAAAAAAAGGUAUUUUUAUUUGCUAUAAUUUUUGCUAUAAACUUGUGCUAUAAAUUUUUGUUAGAAAAUUUGUUAUAAUUAGUUAACAAAUACGAUGUUUAGAGUUUUGUUAUAAUUCAUGCUAUAAAUUUUUGCUAUAAGUUUUCUUUUAAUUUGCAAUUUCAUCUCGUUAAAAUAUUUGCUAUUUUUUCUAUAAUUCAUGGCUAUCAUUUUUUUUAUAAUUUUAAACAUUUUUUUAAAACUCGUUAAUAUUUUUGUCAUCAAUUUUGGCUAUAAUUUUUACUAUAAUUUUUCUAUAAUUCCCUUUUGUUACAAAAAUCAAUUACAAUUAAUACACAUAACACAUAGAAUGGCACAAAAAAAUAUGUCUACUCAUAAAAAUUCUUUCCAUACUUAAUUGCUGUUUUUUUCUACCAACUCGCAGACAAUUUAUAAAUAAAUUAUUCUUUUUACUGCACACGCACUCGCAACUCUGUAUAAAUAUACAUAUAUAUGUAUGUAUUUAUAUAUCAGUCUUUUUUUGCACGCUUCCACUUAGCAUUCACCUGACGUAUUGCAUUGCAACUUCAAGUAUGCAAACAUUUACACAUGUAUAUAUGUAUAUAUACUAUAUAUAUAUAUAUAUAUACGUAUUCAUGUACAUGCGUCUAAAGUUUUUUUUAUUAAUAUUUAAAUAAGUAGUGGCGCGUUGCAAUGACUUGCAAGUGUACAGUGGGUAGAAAAUGAUAAAAAGUUCGGGCAAAAAUAAAAAAAAAUUAUUUAAGAAUAAUUUUUAAAAAUUGAAAAAUAAUAGAGAAAAAAUAAAUCAACAAAAAAUAGCAAAAAAAAAUUAAAAAAGACAAUAUCAGAUGUAUUUUAUAUUUGCUAAAUAAAAAUACUUGUGCAAAAUAUACACAUAUAUUUUUUGCAUUUUUUUUCAAUAAUUUGAUUAAAAUUAUUUUUAUUAAAAAAACCAUAGAAAAUAUAUAUUAAUUUAUUUUCUGAACUCCUAAAAAAUAUACUAUAAAUUUCAAACUCCAACAGUAUUAAGUAUGGUACAAAAUAAUUAUAUGAAAAUUAUCAAAUGCUGAUUUCUUAUUUGUAUUUUUUUUUAAAGUAUUAAAUAAAUUUAUGAACCACAUUUUUUAUCUAAUUCUCAAUAUAUGAAAAGUAUUAAAUUCAAACGAUAGAUAUAUUUUUUCUAAUUUUUAACCCAUACUUGCCCACUGUACCUACGCAUACUUCAUAUAAAUGAAUAUAUUUGCAAGCUUACACACUAAUUACUUUCCUCACUCACUUUCAUUAAUGCAAAAUUUCCCCAAGCUUGCGAUUUGAUUUUCACCUUGAAAGUCUAGCCAAAGCACUAAGGGCGAAAUAAAUUAAUAAGUUUUUGUCUCAAAAGUUUUUUAUUUUACAUUCGAAAUAAAAUACUUUUAAUUUCAACAAAUAAAUUAAAAUAAUCACAAAAAUUAAAGCAACGAAAUAAACAGCAGAAGAACACACGAUAUGUAUUACUUAAUAUGCUUUUGUAGACAAGUGUAAUUAAUAUAUGUCUGUAUGUAUGAAUGUCUUCAUGUAAUUAGCAUCAAUGUGUAAUAGUCAAUUUAUUGUUGUGAUUACAUUGGUAUAUGUAUGAUGAAAUAUUUAUUAUUGUAAUAAAUAAUUGCAUGCAGAAAGCAAUAAUACCUCAUUAGUUGCAUGUCUGUAUGUACAUACACUACUCGUAUAAAACCAAAGUCAAUGAAACAAAUGAGUAUAUAAAUGACUACAUUAAAGCGUACACACGUCCAAUUGCUACAACAAAAAAAAAAAAAAAAAAAAAAAAAGAAAACAAGAAACAAAACAA
This is a messenger RNA of Zeugodacus cucurbitae (melon fly), 8916 nucleotides long. RefSeq lists its product as uncharacterized. The coding region runs from base 2565 to 5120 and encodes 851 amino acids. The record is from RefSeq and is a predicted model, not a curated record. Gene Ontology annotation, molecular function: G protein-coupled receptor activity; dopamine neurotransmitter receptor activity, coupled via Gi/Go. The transcript has a single exon. Gene Ontology annotation, biological process: adenylate cyclase-activating adrenergic receptor signaling pathway. Gene Ontology annotation, cellular component: membrane. Lineage: Eukaryota; Metazoa; Arthropoda; Insecta; Diptera; Tephritidae.